UUUAACUUAAAUCGAAGUUGCGGUUAUAUCGUAUCAGUCGACACUAAUGUCUUAACUUGUUUCGUCUGAUUAAUCUAAAACAGUUUAUGAUGGACACCUUCAACCAAGAAACUCAACCCAGUUCGAGUUCACAACAAUUCUGUUCAUUCUGCCUUCGUGCAAGGCAUCCAAACAUAGAGUUCUUCAGCGACGGAAGUUCCGAUAAACUACAGCUUCAACACCUUCUCGGGUACGACUUCCGGCUGGAAAACUACUUCAUCUGCAAACCAUGCUGGAAGAUGUCGCAGUUGCUUCAGGACUUCCGGUUACGGUGCGUGAAAGCAUACAGUCUGGUCGAACGCGUUGGCCAAGGAUUGAAAGCGGAGGACGAUUGGUUCAGUGAAAGGAAUCUGACAGCAAUCGAAAGCUUCCGGAUGGUGAUCAAGGAUCAGCUGCAGGAGAUCGAGAAGCUGUCGGAGAGUACUUCUGGGGAUGUUUUAGCGAUAAAAACAGAGUUAAUUGGUGUUAAAACUGAACCCAUUGAUGAAGGUACGAUCAAGAGUGAUGAUGAAAAUAUGAGCUGGCAAUUUGAUCAAUAUGUGGUAAAGGAUGUAGUCGAAGACGCUUUAGAAACGGCUUUCGAUUUUAGUGAGAUUAAGAUUGAACCAAAUGAAGCGUACACUAGUCACGAGUCACGAUCGGAUGCUGCGGAAGACAAGCAAAAUGAUUCAAUUAACAACGGAUCGCAACCUCGCAAUACCUAUCAAUGUCCAGAAUGCCCAACGAAAUUUACAAGUCAUCAAAGGCUAGCAGCUCAUGUGAUAAAACAUGCUGGAAACAAACCCUACAAAUGUCGUAAUAGUUGCGAAAAGGAGUUCGCUACGACAAAGAACCGAAGGAAACACGAGCAGCGAUGUGGCAACGAAGUGUACCAGUGCAACCUGUGCGAGGUCCAGCUGGACCGCCGGCGCAGCCUGUUCGACCACUACAACGCUGUUCAUCCGGGGGAGCCGAAGCACCCGUGCGCGCACUGCGAGAAACGGUUCAAGAAAAAAGAACAACUCCAGCGACACGAGAAGAGGAUUCAUUCGGGGGAUCGAGUAAGAGAAUUUUCCUGCCAGCAGUGUGGGAGGACGUUUGCGGAAAACGGCACUUUGAAAAAGCAUAUGAAGAUACACAUUUAAGGAACAACCUGAGAGGUCAUCGUCAAGCUGCUCUGGCAUCGAAGUGGAAACGGAAUUAGGCAAAACUUAGUUCAGAAAACUUUUUGUUCAUCGGAAUCAGGCACGAUAGUUUGUACAGAUCUCAUGUUAAUAAACAGCCACAUUAUUAAUUCAAAUAAAAUUAAAAUAAUCUCAUAAGAA
Culex quinquefasciatus (southern house mosquito) is the source of this 1343-nucleotide messenger RNA. Its product is annotated as zinc finger protein 320. The transcript is spliced from 3 exons. Lineage: Eukaryota; Metazoa; Arthropoda; Insecta; Diptera; Culicidae. Bases 87 to 1163 code for a protein of 358 amino acids. Gene Ontology annotation, biological process: regulation of transcription by RNA polymerase II. Gene Ontology annotation, molecular function: DNA-binding transcription factor activity; RNA polymerase II cis-regulatory region sequence-specific DNA binding. The record is from RefSeq and is a predicted model, not a curated record.